UAUCCAAAGUCCCUCACCAGAGAGAGAGAGAGAGAGAGAGAGAGAUGAACAAAAGAGGAGUAGAUAGCGAAUUGGCAAGCGUAAUUGUAGUGAGCUUGCUGUUAUUAGGAACAUGUAAUGGAAACGUGAUUGACAAGUGCGGAGGGUUAUCUUACAACUACUACGACAAGGCAUGCCCUCAACUUCAACACAUUGUGAGAGCUUCUCUUUCGUCUGCUUUCCUGCUCGAUCCCUCUUCCCCUCCUGCCUUGUUGAGACUCAUGUUCCAUGACUGCCAAGUUCAGGGGUGUGACGCGUCGAUCCUCGUCGACCAGCCGACGGAGAUGGACUCGGCCAAGAACUUCGGGAUCAGGAAGAGGGAGCUGAUCGGCGCUGUCAAAGCGGCUCUCGAGCUGGUGUGCCCGAAGCAAGUGUCUUGUGCCGACGUCAUCAUCUUAGCCGCCAGAGAAGCCGUUGCCCUCUCGGGGGGCCCCCUCAUAGCAGUGCCUCUUGGACGAAAGGAUGCUGUCUCCACUCCCGGCAGCCACGUGGCAGAUGCCCUCCUCCCUCCCGCCACUGCUGACGUCGACUCCGUCCUCCGUCUCUUCGGCGCCAAAGGCAUGACCGUGGAAGAAUCGGUCGCCAUUAUGGGUGCACAUACAUUAGGAGUCACGCAUUGCAAUAACGCAAUGCAGCGUUUCAAUAACACGAGCAAGUCAGCGAAAGACAACAUCGAUCCGCAGUUCGAAAAGCUUAUACGAUUGGCAUGCCCUCAGAGUUUCCCGUUUUCGUCGAAAUACACUUUUAUUCUCAACGACCAGACAUCGACCAUCUUCGACACCAAUUAUUACGAGAACACCAUCGGCGGACGUGGCCCUCUCAGGGUCGAUACUGAGAUGGCGACGGAUCCUCGGACGCAGCCCUUUGUCCGUGCAUUUGCUGCCGAUCCCAAUCUCUUCCUCCGAUCCUUUUCUUCCGCCUUUGUCAAGUUAUCGUGCUCGAAUGUUCUCACCGGGACUAGAGGAAACGUAAGAAGCGUGUGUCACAAAGUCAACUGAAGUAUUAUUAGAUGUUUCUGUGUGUUUAUUCCAAUAU
Messenger RNA from Tarenaya hassleriana, 1074 nucleotides. Its product is annotated as peroxidase 29. Gene Ontology annotation, molecular function: heme binding; peroxidase activity. Gene Ontology annotation, biological process: hydrogen peroxide catabolic process; response to oxidative stress. Bases 45 to 1037 code for a protein of 330 amino acids. The transcript has 3 exons. Lineage: Eukaryota; Viridiplantae; Streptophyta; Magnoliopsida; Brassicales; Cleomaceae. The record is from RefSeq and is a predicted model, not a curated record.